GAGGAGACAUCCCACUGACCCCGCGCCGUGGACAUCACCUCUCGGUGCCCGGCUCCUUCCUCACCAUCACCUUGUGCUUUGCUUGCAGGAGCCUGAUGCCGCGAACGCUGGACAGCCAGAUCACGGUGGAGAAGACCCCCAGCUACUUCGUCACCAAGGAGGCACCACGGCGACUCUUCAACAUCUCGGCCUACACGCAGACCCUCUCCAAGAAGCCAGACAUCCCCACCUUUGAGGGGCUGUCCUUCCGCAACCGCAGCCUGGGGCUGGUGGACACCUCCUGGAAUGCCAUCCGCAUCGGGAUGUACGCUGUGCACCUCGAGAGCUGGCUCCAGUACUUCCCCCUCUCCCAGAUCCACUUUGUCAGUGGGGAGAAGUUGAUCACGGACCCAGCCGGGGAGAUGGGCAAAGUCCAGGACUUCCUGGGCAUCAAACGGGUUAUCACAGACAAGCACUUCUACUUCAACAAGACAAAAGGCUUUCCUUGCCUGAAAAAGUCAGAGAGCAGCGGCUUGCCUCGCU
Molecule: messenger RNA, 522 nt
Organism: Nestor notabilis (Kea)
Lineage: Eukaryota; Metazoa; Chordata; Aves; Psittaciformes; Psittacidae
Product: heparan sulfate glucosamine 3-O-sulfotransferase 2-like
Exons: 2
Molecular function (GO): [heparan sulfate]-glucosamine 3-sulfotransferase activity
Source: RefSeq, a predicted model, not a curated record